AUGGUCGGCAUGGCAUCUUUCCUCGCAAUUGGCCUGGCGCCAUUGCUUGCAGCCGCUCAACUGUCUGGCUCCGUGGGCCCAACCACGUCCUAUUCCUCCAAGGCCAGCAACAAGAUUUGCAGUGUCCUCGACUAUGGCGGUGUCGCCGACAACUCGACUGACGUCGGCCCGGCCAUCAGCUCGGCCUGGGACGAAUGCAAGGACGGUGGUGUCGUCUACGUCCCAUCUGGCGCCUAUGCGCUGGAUUCUUGGGUCACACUGACCGGGGGCAGUAGCUGUGCUAUCCGCAUGGAUGGUAUCCUCUAUAGGACUGGUACUGACGGAGGAAACAUGAUCUUUAUCGAGCACACCUCCGAUUUUGAGCUGUUUAGCUCAACCUCUGAGGGUGCGGUCCAGGGCUUCGGGUAUGAGUUUCACGCGGAGGGAUCGCUGAGCGGGCCUCGCAUCCUUCGUCUGUAUGAGGUCUCGGACUUUUCAGUCCAUGAUCUCGCUCUGGUGGAUGCCCCGGCAUUCCACUUUUCCAUGGAUACGUGCUCCAAUGGAGAGAUCUACAAUAUGGCCAUUCGAGGUGGCAAUUCGGGCGGUUUGGAUGGUAUCGAUGUUUGGUCGACCAAUAUGUGGAUUCACGACGUGGAGGUCACCAACAAGGAUGAAUGUGUCACUGUCAAGAGUCCCGCGUCCAACAUUCUGGUCGAAAACAUCUACUGUAACUGGAGUGGUGGCUGUGCCAUGGGCUCCCUCUCCACCGAUGUCAACAUCACGGACGUGACCUAUCGCAACGUCUACACCUGGUCCUCGAACCAGAUGUACAUGAUCAAGAGCAACGGUGGCAGCGGCACGGUGUCCAAUCUCCUUCUCGAGAACUUCAUCGGUCAUGGCAACGCCUAUUCCCUCGAUGUCGACCAGCAAUGGAGUAGCAUGAGCACUGUUGACGGUGACGGCGUCCAGCUCAACAACAUUACGAUCAAGAACUGGAAGGGCACCGAAGCCGAUGGCGCACAGCGCGGACCCAUCAAGGUAAACUGUGCUGACGGCGCGCCUUGCACAGAUGUCACGAUCGAGGAUUUCGCGAUGUGGACUGAGUCAGGUGACUAUCAGUGGUACUGGUGCAAUAGCGCGUACGGCUCUGGUGCGUGCUUGCGCGACGGUGACGACUACGUUUCAUAUUCGACCACUGUCACCGUCACGGCGACCCCAACAGGCUACUCGGCGGCCACAAUGGCGUCAGAUCUCGCGACCGCGUUUGGCACGGACUCGCCCAUCCCGAUCCCGGCGAUCCCAACGUCGUUCUACCCCGGAGCGACACCAUACAGUGCUCUGGCGGGAGCCGCGUCUUCGUCUAGCGGAAGUGCCGCGGUGAAGGUAGCGUCUCAGUCUUCGUCUAGUGUUCUGGCAAAGACGACAUCCACGUCUACUCCUCUGGAGAGUAAGGCGUCUACGUCUACUCCUCUGGAGACGGUGGUGUCUACGUCUGCCUCUAGUUCCUUGACAGAGGUGACGUCUACAUCUACUUCGAGUGCUUUGGAAACGGCUACAUCAUCGCCUAACAGUGUGGAACCGACUGACCUGCAUCCCCAAGGAGUUGCUGAGUCUUUUGGAUACAAGGGGCAUCAUGGUUCAGCCCACAAGUUUUGCAGGAGUCAUUGA
Messenger RNA from Penicillium macrosclerotiorum, 1647 nucleotides. It is a transcript of the gene rhgB, whose product is annotated as putative extracellular rhamnogalacturonase. Gene Ontology annotation, biological process: carbohydrate metabolic process. NCBI's taxonomy places the organism in Eukaryota, Fungi, Ascomycota, Eurotiomycetes, Eurotiales, Aspergillaceae. The transcript has 4 exons. Gene Ontology annotation, molecular function: polygalacturonase activity. The record is from RefSeq and is a predicted model, not a curated record. Bases 1 to 1647 code for a protein of 548 amino acids.